Penaeus chinensis is the source of this 1716-nucleotide messenger RNA. Its product is annotated as protein sidekick-2-like. Gene Ontology annotation, molecular function: protein binding. The coding region runs from base 622 to 1716 and encodes 364 amino acids. The record is from RefSeq and is a predicted model, not a curated record. Lineage: Eukaryota; Metazoa; Arthropoda; Malacostraca; Decapoda; Penaeidae. The transcript has 8 exons.
CUGUGCAGUGAGAGGACAGGGAGCGUCGUCGCCCGGUCUCCCAGCACCACGCCACGCCGCUGGCCUCCAUCGCACCUGCUUCGCGAUCGCUUCCCGAAGGAGUGGAUGUAACGACAGCUGUCCGUGGUGGUCUGUGAGCUUUUUUUUCUUUUAAUUAUGCGGGUGCGGACAAACCAGGAUGUGAGGUGUACUUAGAAAAAAGGAAAAAGAUCUUUUUCUGUUUUACAACAGUGGAAAAGGAGAGAUUUAAAAAUAAUAUUGAAAGUUAUAUCUUGAAGAGGAAAUAAUAAUAACCUCCUUGUAGUGUUCAUUCUUUACGGAAAGGGAAAGAGUGAGAGAAUUUAUUUUGAAAAGAUAUCAAAAAGCUUCCUUCGAAAAGCAAGGCUUCCCGGAUGUAUUUUGUUUUUGUUAUUGUAUUCCGAAUUUCGUGGAUCCUGAAAAGUGAAAAAUCUGUUUUUACACACUGAUACAACCCAUUAGUAAAGUGUUGUGAAAGAGAGGAAGAAAAAAAAAAGCAAUUUGAUAGAUCAUAAUUACAAUACAGUAGCAGCCCUCCUGUCGGGGAGAUGCCCAAGCCGGUGGGGUUGAGUGUAUAAUAAACCCAAGUUGAUUGCAACAGUUAUGGAUAACCGAAGGCAUCUGCUUCUGCUCCUGGCGGCCUGCUUAUUCAUCUCUACCCAUGGACAAGCAGGCGCUCCGACGGUGACCAGGGCGGGGGGCAACGUGACCCUGGCCUGUCCUGCCGCCCGGGAUACGUACGUCCUGCUGCUGGAGUGGCGGUGUCGUGGGUGCGAGCUGCCCUCUGACCCCGUGGCGCCGCACGAGGUCAGCCUGGUGGAGUACAGGUCAGAGUCGGUGACCUUGUUCCACCACGAAUCCCGGAUGUCCCUUAACCCGACCAACUACAGCCUGUCGUUCCGGCCUGUGCUCGCCUCCGACUCCGGAACCUACGUGUGCCGCGUCAACAACCGAGAUGACUCUGAGCUUCCCAUCAAGCUCAUCGUGCAAGACGUUCCCGACCCCCCCGGCCGCCCACUGAUCCUUGGCUUCACCGCCCGCUCCGUCAACCUCUCCUGGACGCCCUCGCAGGACACCCAUAACUCGCCCAUUUCGCACUACAUCAUCCACAUCAGGGAGGGCGAGGAUGGCCACUGGGACGUCGACAACGGCCACGCCACCACCAACAACUCGACCCAAUUCACGGUGGACGGCCUCUCGCCCUUCACCGUCUACUCCUUCCGGGUGGUGGCCGUCAACUCGCUGGGGAUGAGCUCGCCCUCCAAGGAGUCCUACUACAUGGUCACGCUGCGGGAGUUACCUGAAGGAAAACCGAUCUUCACGGCGGCCCACAACGCCUCCUCCACCAGCCUCCAACUGCACUGGAAGCCCCCCAGCAGGAGCACCAUCCACGGCGAGUUCCUGGGCUACAAGAUCACGCUGAAGCCCAGAGACGUCCCCGAUGCGCGUCAGGACCAGAUUGUUCGAGUUACUAUUAAGGACCCGACCGUCACGAAUCACGUUGUACAGAAUCUCCGCACCUACACACAGUACCUGGUGUCCCUCCAGGUCUUUAACCCUGAGGGGGACGGACCUUCCUCCACGGUGGCCGUCAUGACCGACGAAGGGAUGUUCAGAGGUCUUGAACAUUCUGAGACUUAUUUUAAGGAGCGUGAGCUAAACAGCUGGGUAAACUUGAGGUUAAACCGCACGGCUUGA